UAAAGAUUAUUUCAAGGGGCACUUAACAUUUAUGGAAUGAAAAAUAUGAAUAAAUGUUCACUGAAAUCACUGGUCUUUUUUGUUUCAGGUAACAGAGUUGCAAACAGGGCUGCUCUGACAGAUAUGGCGACUGGUAUGGUUUCCUUGGCAACUGUGGGUGUAAUAUCUGUGAUACUUGGAAUAUUCUCACAGAAUGGUCGACUGGUAAAAAUUUGGUCCUAUCUGUGGCCCCUUCAAAAGCCGGAGCCCAGUGUACUAGACUCAUUUGACAUCAGAAAUAGUUCUUACCAAUUUAAUUAUGAUCAUGCUCAUAGUGUAAGGCAAGAAAAUAUGCAUAAGUAUGACUUCAAAUAUAUUCCCCGUGGAGUUGACAGAAGAAGCAAUCUCAGCCUUCAGGAGUUUAUUGAAGUUUAUGACAGCAAAUGGCCCGUGUUGAUCACUGAUGUAGUUCCCACGUGGAAAGCUUCCAACUGGACUCCAGAAUUUUUCCUACAGCAUUACAAAGACGACAGAGUGACUAUGAAGGCAGUUCAUGGAAAAAUGGAUUCUGGUAAAGGGCUUGCUCUACCUCUGUUUCUGUUUCUCCAAAACAUUCACAAAUCUGAUGAAAUGAUGUGGACGUACUUAGAGGAUGAAUUGUUCUUGCAUACUCGACCAGAGCUGAGGAAAGAUAUUGGUGAUUGUAAAUAUUUGAAUGAGGAUUUCUUUUCUCUGUUCCCUCCGUCAGUGAUUCCCUGGAAUGCUAUGAUGCUCUGGGGGACUGCUCACUCUCGCUCAAGCCUCCACAUUGACCCAUACAACUGGACGGGAACUAACGCUGUGUUGAGCGGGACCAAAAAAUGGAAGUUAUUUCCACCUGGGCAGGACCAUCUUCUGUAUGUAGUUCAUGAUCGUCGUUGUGGUUUUCCCCUCGAUUGUUUCAAAUACAAUAGUGAAGUGGACACAUUUGCUGUAGAUGAGGAGAGGUACCCUUUGUUUAAGCAGGCACGAUACAUUGAGUUUGAACAGAAGGCAGGGGAGCUAUUGAUCAUCCCCACAGGGUGGUUUCACCAGGCUUAUAAUUCUGAGGUGACCCUAGCUGUUUCCAGCCAGGUCAUGAACUCCCAAAACUACUUGGUUGUUCUGGAGGAAAUCAUCAAGGCUGGCAACAUUAAGCGCAGUAGUCUCCCCUUACAUUUUGCCACGCUGUCACCAAAAGGACAGGUUAAGACCGUAGCUUCACUGUUAUCACCCGAUAUUCUGGAGAAAGGGCAAAAACUAACGGAGAAGAUUUUGAAGGAGGUGCAGGGCAAUGUGGAAAGAUCAUAGGUCAGCUGAUGAUAUGAGGCCUUACACAUGAACUGACCAUUAUUUGGAUGUCAUCUUGUUCAGUAUUGUGUAGUGAUAUACUACGGCGCAGACAACAGUGUAUAUGGAGCAGACAACAGUAGAGUACAGAGCAGACAUCACUGGGAUACACAGCAGACAACAGUGGUAUACACAGCAGACAACAGUGGUAUACACAGCAGAUAAGUGGUAUACGCAGCAGACAACAGUAGAGUACAGAGCAGACAUCACUGGGAUACACAGCAGACAACAGUGGUAUACACAGCAGAUAAGUGGUAUACGCAGCAGACAACAAUAGAGUAUGGAGCAGACAGCAGUGGGAUACACAGCAG
Molecule: messenger RNA, 1658 nt
Organism: Liolophura sinensis
Lineage: Eukaryota; Metazoa; Mollusca; Polyplacophora; Chitonida; Chitonidae
Exons: 8
Coding region: 37-1308 (423 amino acids)
Cellular component (GO): nucleus
Molecular function (GO): cis-regulatory region sequence-specific DNA binding
Source: RefSeq, a predicted model, not a curated record